Cajanus cajan (pigeon pea) is the source of this 1466-nucleotide messenger RNA. RefSeq lists its product as uncharacterized. NCBI's taxonomy places the organism in Eukaryota, Viridiplantae, Streptophyta, Magnoliopsida, Fabales, Fabaceae. The record is from RefSeq and is a predicted model, not a curated record.
UCAAUUCAAAUUAGCUUACCCCCUUCUCUCUCUCUCACACACACACAACACAUCUUAUCUCCACUUGUAUACAUGUAUGGUGAAGUUAGAGGCAAUGUCCGGCGUUCCUCUCUUCAACCUCGCUCCUAACCUCACCGUUUCCAGGCUCUGCUUAGGUUACCUUUCCAACCCAUUCAAUUCAAUUCAAUUCAACGCUUCAUUUCACUCACACACCACACACCACACACCACACACCACACUUGUGGCAGGAACCAUGACUUUCGGCGAGCAGAACACGCUCGCCGAGUCCUUUCGCCUUCUCGACCACGCCUUCCACGCCGGCAUCAACUUCUUCGACUCCGCCGAAAUGUAUCCCGUCCCUCAGCGCGCUCCCACGUGCGGCGCCAGCGAGGAGUACCUCGCCCGUUGGAUUGCGCAGCGAAAUAUCCCAAGGGACCGCCUCGUAAUCGCCACUAAGGUUGCUGGACCUUCCGCCCAGAUGACUUGGAUUCGAGGAGGUCCUACAUGUUUGGAUGCUGCUAAUAUCACUCAAGCCAUUGAUAAUAGUUUGUUGCGGAUGCAAAUGGAUUACAUUGAUCUUUAUCAAAUUCAUUGGCCUGAUCGAUAUGUUCCGAUGUUUGGAGAAACUGAGUAUGACCCAGUCCGACAAUACUCUUCUAUUAGUAUUGAAGAACAACUUGAAGCUCUCAGCACAGCUGUGAAAGCUGGGAAGAUCAGAUACAUUGGUCUUAGUAAUGAAACACCAUAUGGCUUGAUGAAGUUUAUUCACAUUGCUGAAAAGUAUGCUUCACACCUGAAGAUAGUGUCUCUGCAGAAUUCAUAUAGCCUGCUGUGCAGAACUUUUGAUUCUGCAAUGGCUGAAUGCUGCCAUCAGGAGAGUAUUAGCUUUUUGGCCUACAGCCCCCUGGCAAUGGGUAUACUCUCAGGGAAAUAUUUUUCAGCAGAUGGUGGUCCAACAAAUGCUCGUUUAAAUCUUUUUAAAGGCAAGUAUUCAGAAGGAGAAUCUAGAUACAACUUGUCCAACAAAGUCAUAAAGGCAGCUACCAUGGAAUACCUAAAUAUUGCAAAAACAUAUGGUCUUCAUCCUGUAUCUCUGGCUAUAGCCUUUGUUUUGCGACACCCCCUUGUUGCUAGUGUUAUUUUUGGAGUUACCAAAUCAUGGCAGCUUCAGGAGGUUCUAAAUGCAUGCAAGAUCGAGCUCACAUCGGAAGUAAUUGAAGAAAUUAACAAGGUUCAUUCAAGGUUUCCAAAUCCAUGCCCCUGAUGGAUGCAAAUAAUUAACUAUGAUGUGUCUAUCUAUAUUUUCCAGGGAUUAACUCUUUUCCACAAAUAGUAAUGGUUUUGAGCUUAGGGUGAAUAAUUGUCCCGUUACAAAAAACAUCAAACAGGUAGUUUGGUUUGCAGUCCGCUGAUAACUGAUUAAAUUGAAUACUGUUGAAGCUUAAUAAGAUGAAAUCAUGAUGAUU